Sparassis crispa is the source of this 714-nucleotide messenger RNA. RefSeq lists its product as hypothetical. The transcript has a single exon. The record is from RefSeq and is a predicted model, not a curated record. Lineage: Eukaryota; Fungi; Basidiomycota; Agaricomycetes; Polyporales; Sparassidaceae. Bases 1 to 714 code for a protein of 237 amino acids.
AUGAAAAGCGAACAUCAGCUCGACUUUGCGGAAGUAGGCGCUCUCGUCAGGCUCGCGCACAAAUAUCAAAUUGCGGACUUGCGCGAGAACGGGCUUGCGAAGUUGAAGAUGAUCUUCACGGACGACUUGGCCGUAUGGGAGGAGUACUCAGAUUCACGAGAUACGAAAUUCACGGGCAUACGCUGGAUCGAGUCCGACGCGAUCUCUGUGGUGAACCUGGUUCGUCUCACGAACGCGAUGACCCUCCUCCCCGUGGCGUUUUACCUCUGCUGUCAACUGCAGCCACACGAGCUCACUCGCGGGGUGACUCGCCCGGACGGUACAGUCGAACGCUUAUCUACGGAGGACCUCGAAGUCUGCAUCAGAGCACGCGCAAUGCUUAUGCUGGCGUACGGUGCCGGGUGGAUGGAUCUCUUCUCGGGCGUCAGUAACGACUGCACGCAGGGUGCUCGAUGCAUGGACGGUCUUUCGCGCAUCGGGCAGGCGGUACUGCUCAGCUCAACGCGCGCGCAGAUUUCGUACCACAGCUGCCUCAGCAACCCUCGCAAUGUGAUCGCCGCGAGGUGCACGGACCACCGGCUUUGUGCUGCGUGCGUGCGGUUUAUAACGAAGAAGAGCCUCGACUGGCGUCGUACUGUCUGGAAUUCUCUCCCCGCGUACUUUGGCUUGGGGAAGUGGGAGAAGCUCAAGACGGCGGAAUCUGCGGCAGACUGA